CCGAUAGAUUGUGGACCGUGAUAUGCAGGCUGUGAACUUUGUGGUGGAAAAGGAGUUACAAAACGAGCAUCAUAACAACGAAGACAUCAGUUAGAUUAGAUAAAGUUUGCAGUAUGGAAGACGAUGUAGGACUAAUAAAAGCUCCUCGAAUGUGCCACAUGGUGCGUGGAGAUAAAGGAUAUGGAUUUAAUUUGCACGGUGAAAAAGGAGUCGUUGGACAAUAUAUAAGCGCAGUAGAUCGAGGUGGUCCAGCAGAUAAUGCAGGAAUCUGUAUUGGAGAUAGGGUUGUUGAAGUGAAUAGUGUAAAUGUAGAAACACUGUCACAUGCUGAAGUGGUAAAUAACAUUCGUGCAAUUCCAGAUAAAACUUCGCUGUUGGUUGUGGAUAAAAUAACUGACAAUUACCUAAGAAAGAUCGGGCAUCCUGUGACUGCAGACCUUGUUAAUUACUCUUCUGUUCAUGAAAUUAAGAUUUCUGGAUCUGGUGAAAAAGAUCUCAACAGUACAUCAGACACUGAUGCUGUUGAUGAAGUCACAGACGAACCUCAUGAUGAUCUCCCAAUUACUAAUGGUGAUGUAAUAGCAGAAUUAUCAUUAAGUGAUGGUGAUGGCAAAGAGCCUGAGGAAUCUGCCAGUCUUCAAUCUAAGCCUGUUUCUGCUAAUGAACCUGAGGAUCCUGUUUCUGUGGAGGAUCCUGUUGUAACACAGGAAUCAUUUUCAGCACAGGAGACUGCAUCAGUAGAGGAAGCAGAGCCCUCUUUUCCAACAUACGAAUCUGUACCUCAAAUGAUAGCAACCACAGAAAACACAAUUCCAGAUCAGUCAAGCGAAGUAACUGACAUGGUUGAUGGCACAGCUCCUUCUGUUGAAAACAAAGACACAACAGAACCUGUCAAUAAAAACAAUGUCAACAACGGUGAUGUAGCAAUGGUUCAUACACAUGCUCGUCCUGCAUCCGUCCCAAAGAGGAAGCAAGUCAAACAAACAAAGACAGACUGGAAAGCAAAGCAAGAUCUUUUCAAUAAUUUGUAAAAAGUUAUCCAACAAAAAAGUAUUUUUUUAAAAAUGCCCCUAUAUUUGUGUGAUUUUGUGAUUGUGAUAAAGUUAUUAGACCAUAUAUAGAGAGUUUAUGUUUUACCUUAUAUAUAAUAUACACUGUAGUUCUAUCAAUCUUUAUGUCUGUGUCUGAUCAGUUGAUUUUGCUGAUGUGACUUUAUUAACAUUUUUUAAAGUUAAAUUUGAAUCAGUUGGAAGGUAUAGCUUUACAGGUAGAAGUGUUGGGACUUACACAAACCAAUUUUUAUUCCUUUGUACAUUUAGUGUUCCUAUAUAAAUAUAUAUAUGUUCUUUAGUGUUUAUGUAGUCACUAUUGUGAAAUCAAUGUUAGUACACUUUAUUAUAUUAUAAGUGUUAUAUGGUUGGGUGGGUGUGACUGAUACAUGCUGAAAAAGUAUGUUUUGAUAUGUAACUUUGAAAGAAAAUUUUUUUAAAUCCUAUUCUGUUUUUGUAACCGUUUCGAUUUGGAUUUAUUUGAGAUUAGAUAUUACUCCAUCAAUUUUUAAGUCUUUUGUAGUGUUCAAGAACAAGUGUCUGUUUCUAUUCAAUUGUUUUAAUAUUAUUUUUUGGAAUUUUUAAUGUGGCUUGUAGAACACUGCUAUAGCAUUUCCAAAGUAAGUAAGAAAUGUGACCAUCUUAAAUUUAAAGUGUUAAGUGAGAACGGUAUUUUUAAAAACAGGGAUCACCUAUGUUUGGGUCUGCCUCAAUUUAUCUUAUUUUUCAAAUUUUUUUUAUUUUUUUUUUGAAUAAGGUUAUAGAAUCUAUUGCGUGCUUUUUGUAAACUAAUGUUUUAAGUGAUUUCUAUGUGUGUACUUUCCCCAAACGAUUUGUAAUUUGUAAUAUAAAUUUGAUUAGAAAGUUUUAAUGUCUUAAAGUAUCUAUACACCAUCAAUGACAUUCAGAUUUUUUAGUUGAUACUAUGGUAGUUGUAGACCUUUCUUAACAGAGAAAAAACAUCAAAAAAGUCAACUUUUUACAAUUUAAACAAUUUAAAACUAUUGAAUUCACAAUUAGAUUGCUUUUUUAAGUAUUAAUUAAAAACUAGAUUAGCAAUCAAAAAUUAGAUCAGCGUCUGACUACCAAGAACUAAAAAUUGUGUAUUUUUGGUGCUGUAACAUGGGCACCCAUGUUAUUAUUUGAGUAUUGACUUCCUGUAGGGUAUGUCAUAUCACUCUUUAAAUGGUAUUGCAAGAGAUUGGUGUCACACACAUUCUUUAUUUAAUAUUUUUUUGUGUUGGUGUAAAAACUAUUUGCAAACAACUUUUUAUGAAAGCAGAUUUAUUGUAAAGACGUCCAUGAAAUGCAUUAUUGUCUGCAGGA
Messenger RNA from Hydractinia symbiolongicarpus, 2375 nucleotides. Its product is annotated as Na(+)/H(+) exchange regulatory cofactor NHE-RF2-like. The record is from RefSeq and is a predicted model, not a curated record. NCBI's taxonomy places the organism in Eukaryota, Metazoa, Cnidaria, Hydrozoa, Anthoathecata, Hydractiniidae. Gene Ontology annotation, biological process: protein localization to plasma membrane. Gene Ontology annotation, cellular component: apical plasma membrane. Gene Ontology annotation, molecular function: protein-membrane adaptor activity; protein binding. Bases 114 to 1031 code for a protein of 305 amino acids. The transcript has 2 exons.